AUGACAGCGGAAUACUACUUCGGUCAUAAUCACAUGCCACUCUGGCAAUUCAUCGGACUCCUAAUAAUCUUCAGCAUCCUGAUCGGUUCUCCGGCUUUCGUUUGUUUCGUUUACCACCGUCGCAAAGAGCGAGAUAGAUUGCAAGAUGUCAACCGACGAGCUUUGGCACAGAAGCAUCGACCGGAGUUUGUAAUCGAUGGAAGGGACUACUAUCUACUUCCUUUUCCUCACAAGGAUAUUGAGAGGAGACCAUCAACUAGUAGGGGGGAAACACCAAGGCAAGAAAGUAGCGGGGGGAGCACGGUACCCCUGUUGGUUUUGAAUGGUAGAACAACCGAAGGGUCAGCGAGUGCCUCGCCAGUGAUGGGAAGAAUUCAUAGGCAAUCGAAUCUAAGUUUUGAUGGAACCUCCAUGGCUGUAUCGAUGGAGCAGGAAGCCGUCUUGAACGCCAAUUUUGCGGAGAGAACGGGGACGGUUACUUCUGUUGCGUAUCCUCAGACGGCACACAGAGGUUCUCGGUCUGAUAAUAGAGGAAGAGGGGGGACAGGGAACUAUGGAACCUUGGGGAAUGUGAUGCAUAGUACUUACACUGCAGCACAGCGGGCGUAUAGAGGUCGACAUCGGUUGAAUUUUUGGAGUGGGUUGAUGCAACAAGUUCCUUGGGUGAAGGACCGGGGAGGGAGGUUGGAGGCCAUUGACGAGGAGAGUGUGGGGAGUAGUCGGUUUUCGAGGGGCGAUAAUCAGAAGGGGGGUAAUAAGAGAACUACUGCUACAACUACGGCUAUUACGACUAGUGGAGCUUCUUCAAAUGCCGAUGUCAAUAUUAUGACAGCUAGAGGGAGUGUCUAUAGGGGGGUAAUAGUGGGAAGCACAGGAACUUUGAAUACUGAGAGUUCCGCUUAUACUAUGAGCAGGGGGACACCGCCAACGUUUGAAAAAGUCGAUUCAAGAGAGCCGUAUAAUCCCAAUAUGGCGAGGAGUUUGACAAGAAGGCUUUUGAAGUUUGGGUUUGAUCAAGUUAGGGACGGCGUUGGUAAUCCUGAAAGAAGUGAAAAGGGGGGUGAAUAUGAAAGGGGAGAAGAGGAUGAGGAAGAUGGGAAAGGGAGGCAGAUUAGUGGAGUUUGGAAGAAGGGUGUUGAAUUGAAGAAACGGGCUUUAGAAAGAAAGAAAUUGGAGACUGGAAAUCGAUUGUUUAGUUUUCAGAAAAAGAAAGUGGGCGAUGAUUGGGGUGACGAAGAAGAUAUCGAUGAGGGGCAAGAAGGUGGUGACAGCCACGCUGAGGAAGGCGGGACGAGUCCAGAUGAUUUGGCAAAGACCUCGAUUAGAGACUUCGCUCAUGCAUUCAAGAAGGAUAUCGUCGGUAGUAGCAAUGAUUACGAGGAAUUUUCACCUACGGGAACCGUUCGGAUUCAUCACAUUGAUGAUGACGAUGAUGAUGAUGCAGGAGAAGACCAACAGUCUACUAUUCUUUCCGAAGACAAGGAAGCCAUUAUAUCUUCGUUGACAUCACCCGAAGCAACUUCUUCUUCUUCUUCUACUUCUUCUCCCACCUUCGACGAUGUUGCCGUUGAUUCUUCCCCGAUUACUAAUGAGAACGUCCCUACAAUUACCAUUAACACGACCUCAUCUUCGACUACCACACAAAUCGAGAUUUCGACGCCACCAAUGGGGACCCUACGCGGCAGGAAAACUUUGAGAGAUAAGGGUUCCGUUCCCGGGACCCAGAAGAUGAGGAUGGCGAGAAAUACGCCUAAGAAUACUUUAGGCAGGUCAUCUUUACAGGCUCCCAAUUCCUUUGAGAGUCUCCCUAGUGAAGAUACAACCGACCGAGUUGUUGGAAUCAAAGUUGAUAUAGAGGUUACUGAUGGUGGGGAGAUUAUUAUGCUGGCUGAAGAUAGUACUAAGGAGGAUUUGGGAAAGAAUGCUUGA
This is a messenger RNA of Orbilia oligospora ATCC 24927, 1929 nucleotides long. RefSeq lists its product as uncharacterized. Lineage: Eukaryota; Fungi; Ascomycota; Orbiliomycetes; Orbiliales; Orbiliaceae. The transcript has a single exon. Bases 1 to 1929 code for a protein of 642 amino acids. The record is from RefSeq and is a predicted model, not a curated record.